UCUUUGCCUGUGUUGAAACGAGCUUUUACACGACAGCAUCCAUGGUUUUGUAAUGUUGUGAUUUUGGGUUCCUGAUUUUCUCCCAGAGGCGUUUCUUUCUCGCCCCUCUGAGCAUCGUUACGUUUGUUUUGAAUCGAGAAACGUCUCGUUCAGCUGGUACAGAGUGGAGCCUCGAUAAAUCUUUGCAAGUGAAAGAGCGUGAAAGCCUUUAACAACCAUGAGUUCUCCCGGUGCUACUCCUGGAGGCCGCGGGAAGUCCAAGGCCUCUAAAUCCAUAUCUCGCUCAGCCAAGGCUGGUCUCCAGUUCCCUGUUGGAAGGAUUGCUCGUUUCUUGAAAGCUGGCAAGUAUGCUGAACGUGUGGGAGCGGGUGCACCCGUCUACUUGGCCGCAGUGCUUGAAUACCUAGCUGCCGAGGUCCUUGAGUUGGCAGGAAAUGCCGCCAGAGAUAACAAAAAGAAUCGCAUAGUACCCCGCCAUAUUCAGCUGGCAGUACGAAACGACGAGGAGUUGAGCAAACUUUUGGGCACCGUCACAAUUGCUGCCGGUGGUGUGCUUCCCAAUAUUCACACCAUACUUCUGCCGAAGAAGACGGGCAAGGGCGGCAAGGACAUCGGAGGGAGUAUCUCGCAGGAGUUUUAGGUUUCAACGGUGGAUGAGUUUUGUAUAUAACUCCAUUGGAUAUUCUCUUCGAAAUUUGAGAAUGCACUGAACGAUUCUGAGAACUUUGACAUAUUCAUUGUGUGUAGGCACAUCUACUUCUGAAGGCACACCUUAUUCAACCUUGCUGUCAGAUCAUUCUGAGUCUCGUCUUUCUUUCUUUUAUUUCCCUUUUUUUUUUUUUUUUUUUUUUUUUUUUUUUUUUUGCAACUUUAGGAACGUCUUUCUGAAGUCUCAAUGUCAUGCUACUUCUGCAUGAACCGCUGAUGACCCUGCCUGAAUGUUGGCAACGUUUUUGGGUUGAAACGGUCUAUCAUAGCGCUGUGUGGGAAGCUGACACUCGUGCUGCUGAUAAAUGGCAUCAAUUUUGUAAUUCGACGCGGUUCUCAACUUCCAGAUAACUAAGGUGUAUCUGACUAGCUGAAGGUUUCCAUUUUUUCUUCCCCAUGGGUUUCUGCGGUUUGUGGGUUGAAAUCGCAAAAACGGAUAGUUACCAAUCGACAAA
Molecule: messenger RNA, 1163 nt
Organism: Physcomitrium patens
Lineage: Eukaryota; Viridiplantae; Streptophyta; Bryopsida; Funariales; Funariaceae
Product: histone H2AX
Cellular component (GO): nucleosome
Molecular function (GO): DNA binding; protein heterodimerization activity; structural constituent of chromatin
Source: RefSeq, a predicted model, not a curated record